Molecule: messenger RNA, 2377 nt
Organism: Aegilops tauschii subsp. strangulata
Lineage: Eukaryota; Viridiplantae; Streptophyta; Magnoliopsida; Poales; Poaceae
Molecular function (GO): RNA binding
Source: RefSeq, a predicted model, not a curated record
AAAUCCAAAUCCGAGCACCAGCCAGACCAGCCUCCAGCUUAUUUCGUUUUCCCCUCCACCUCGGCGCGCCCUCCCCCCAGAUCCAGCCCCUAGGGUUUGCCCCCGCCGCCGCCGCCAUGGAUCCCGACGGGGACGGCUCCUUCCACCGGAAGGAGGCCAUCUCCGCCGUGCAGGACGUCGACCAGUACUACGGCGACGACGACGACUACGACGACCUCUACAACGACGUCAACGUCGGGGACGGCUUCCUCCACGCCUCCCAGCCCCCCGUCCAGCCCCCGCCGCCUGCGCUGCCCCCCAAGCAGCACCAGCUCCCCCCGCAGCAGGCGCCCCCGCCGCAGCAGCAGCAGCAGGUUCUGCCUACCCCUUCGCUCCCGCUUCCCCCGCCGCCGCCUCCGAUGGGGCACCCGGAGAAGGUCCACAUCCCGGGGGUCGCGUCCGUCCCUGCCCCCAUCCAAGACCGCCCCAACCCGUCCCAUCUCCCGCCGCCGCCUCAGCCUCCCGUCGCCGCGGCACCGCCGCCGCCUCCCCACCACCAGAUCCAGUCGGGAGGAGACGGGUUCCACCGGCAGGGAGGGGGCAACUUCGGGGGAGGACCGAUAGUUGUUGGCAACGGCGGGGGUGGCGACGGCCCUGGCGCUACCACGCUCUUCGUUGGGGACCUCCACUGGUGGACGACGGACGCGGAUCUGGAGGCGGAGCUCGUCAAGUACGGCCAUGUCAAGGAAGUCAGGUUCUUUGAUGAGAAGGCGAGCGGGAAAUCCAAGGGAUAUUGCCAGGUCGAUUUCUUUGACCCUGGCGCUGCUGCUGCCUGCAAGGAGGGCAUGAACGGCCACCCGUUCAAUGGCCGUCCCUGUGUCGUGGCCUUUGCUUCGCCUAACACUGUACGCCGCAUGGGUGAAGCUCAGAUGAAGAACCACCAACCGAUGGGUCAGCAGAAUUCAGGUAUGCAGAAGAGUGGUGGCAGAGGUGGUGGUGGUCCACCUGGAGGCCCGCCUGGGCCUCAGGUUGGAGGAAACUAUGGUGGCCGGGGAGGCGGAGGAGCUGGUGGUGGCGGCGGUGGUGGAGGAGGAGGCGGGGCAGGUGGUGGGAAUUGGGGCAGAGGUCCAGGUGGUGGUGGGAUGGGGGGUAGAGGUCCUGGUGGGAAUAUGAGGAAUCGGAUGGGUCCGGUGGGUGGCCGAGGGAUCAUGGGGAACGGAGGGAUGGUGGCUCCGCCGCCACCAAUGAUGCAUCCCGGAGGGAUGAUGGGGCAGGGAUUUGAUCCCACUGGCUAUGGUGCAGCCAUGGGAAGGAUGGGUGGAGGGUUUGGAGGGUUCCCUGGUGGACCUGGGGGUGCACCGUUCCCAGGCUUGAUGCAGCCAUUCCCACCUGUGGUUGCUCCUCAUGUGAACCCAGCAUUCUUUGGGAGAGGAGGUGGUAUGGGUGCCGGGGGUGUUGGAAUGUGGCCAGACCCAAGCAUGGGUGGUGGUUGGGGAGGUGAGGAACAAUCAAGCUAUGGGGAUGAUGCAGCAUCUGAUCAGCACUAUGGAGAAGGUGGAAGCCAUGGUAAAGAGAGGCCACCAGAGCGGGAAUGGUCAGGUGCACCAGAAAGGAGGCGGGAGAGGGAAAAGGAUUUGCCCCCACCGCCAGAAUUGCCGGAGAGAAGGCACCGUGAUGAAAGGGAUAUGGGUCGUGAGAGGGAAAGAGAGAGGGACAGAGGAGGAGAUAGGGAAAGGGAGAGGGACAGAGGAGAUAGGGAAAGGGAGAGGGAUAGAGGAGAUAGGGACAGACACAGGGAUGACAGAGAUCGCCAUGGUGAUUAUCACAGACACAGGGAGCGUGAUUCUGAUCGUACUGAAGACUGGGAUAGAGGAAGAUCAUCUGGGAGACGAAGCAGGUCAAGGGAGGUUGAUCACUCAAAGCGGCGACGAAUGUCGCACGAGUGAUGUUCCUGGAUGCCUAGUGUAGGGGCAGCGGCAAUCCGAGGUGGCAUAUUUUUGCACAUGCCAACUUUCAACCCUUCACUGCUUAUAACUGCUUGUGUCUCCAGGGAUCUGUUGUAGCAUUAACUGAGAUCCAUACAAGCAGUUCGAAUAAGUGCGAAGUCAUGAUUCCAGCUUCCUCGGAUACAAGAUAUGCUGCCGCCUGCCUGCCUACCCCUACCUGCCCCUACCUUAAAUAUAGUCGCCGAGUGGCAUAAUAUUGCCGGAAAAACCUGUCAAACGUGUUGUGAUUCCCCUAAAUACUCUUUUUGUUUACUUUAUUAUCAUGCGAGGAAAGAACACCGUGAGUGCGAGAAUGUACCAUUUACUAUGUAUUAGGAUGAUCGACUGGUCUGUAACCUUGUAUUAUGACUUUUGCCUUUCUUUUCUGAAUUAUCUCUGCUGCUGGUGGACAA